AGAAUGCAAGUCUUCAGCCAGCCUAUCACAAAUAGUUUGAGUCUGAAAACGGAAGAAAUAUAAGGGCGGCUGCUGGGUGUCCCUUGGCUUACUUUGCAUUUCUUUUCCCGAGCAAACGGUGCUAGAUAGAACGUGAAUUGCAAAUGUCAGGCCGGGGAAAGCAGGGCGGUAAGGUGCGGGCUAAGGCGAAGUCUCGCUCCUCGCGGGCUGGGCUGCAGUUCCCGGUGGGUCGAGUGCACCGCCUGCUCCGCAAAGGCAAUUACGCUGAGCGGGUGGGAGCUGGAGCUCCGGUCUAUAUGGCCGCGGUGCUGGAGUAUCUGACCGCUGAGAUUCUCGAGUUAGCCGGCAACGCUGCUCGGGACAAUAAGAAAACCAGGAUCAUCCCCCGUCACCUGCAGCUCGCCAUCCGUAACGACGAGGAGCUCAACAAACUGCUUGGCAAAGUGACGAUCGCUCAGGGGGGUGUCCUGCCCAACAUCCAGGCAGUGCUGCUGCCCAAGAAAACUGAGAGCCACAAGGCCAAGAGCAAGUAAAGCUGAAGUGAGAAAUAAACACUUCGAAUUUAAAACUAACUUAACGGCUCUUUUCAGAGCCACCCACAAAGUCAAAAAAGGGUUUGAUUAUCUCCAAAAGUUCCGGUAGGAAUCGUGUGUACGCCAAACAGUGAAAUCCCCCUCUUACAAAAAUCAACGUGACAAAAAAUCAAACAAACAAAAAUAACUGACAGCGGGGACAGGAUUUCGCCCUCAUUUUUUUCUAUCGGUGGAUUAAAUUGGGCAAAAUGUGUAAAUUACAUUCCGUUCACACACGCACUUAAAAGUGCCUUACUGCGGGGGGGGGGGGGGAUAACUUUGUCUGAAGAUGACAUGGGAAAUUUGAGAUUUAAUGCGUAAUGAUCAUUUUCCCACUGCAUAACUUGCAACAGAAGUCAGUAUUUACAGCUCUCAAGCCUCACAUCCAACCUUCUCCUUUACGGGUUAUUUGUUGUCAGAUGUACGAGAAUAGAGGUCUCCAAGUGGGUAACGAAUCUGACAGUCUAUUGGAAAAUCCCGGGCACGUAGUUUUGUACGGAACGAGUAGUCAAAACCACCCCGCAUUCCUCCGACCGAGCAAAGGGAUGCGUCCAGAUAGCUCAUUGAAGAGGUAAAAAAGAGGGUUGUUACUGGACAAUCCUUGCGCGGGUUUUUCAAACACAGGAAAUAAUUUAAUUACUACUAUGCCUUUUGUAGUACAUACAGGAAGUUGUGUAACUUUGUUUGAAAGUCUGCAGAGAAAAUCGCUAAUCGCUCAGAAAAUCUGACCCCUUUCCCAUUCCAGGGAAAGAGACUCAUUCAUCUAAACCUAUAGGAAGAUUUUAUUUACUUAAUGUAGAGAAGGGGCUUCUGAAUUGCUUUUAUGAAAACAGGGUGCAGUAUUUAGAAGACAGUGCUAUACGUGCAGGUGUCAGCUCAAAGGCUACACUGUACAAAUUAUUUAAGAAUUUGCAGAUCUUUGAAAACUAUAGAUCAAAAUAAUCAGAAGGGGUUCUGUUAAGCUGUGAAAUGUAUUUCACUUUCUCAUUUCUUAUCCUUUACUGCCAUCUGAUGGACAUUCUUUUUUAAAUUGCAGAACUUGUAAACGAUAUAAAAACCUGUUUUACCGUUCAAUGUUUACUAACAACAGCUAAGAAAUAA
This is a messenger RNA of Chrysemys picta bellii (western painted turtle), 1673 nucleotides long. Lineage: Eukaryota; Metazoa; Chordata; Testudines; Emydidae. The record is from RefSeq and is a predicted model, not a curated record.